CUCACGCCUACGAACAGCGACUGACUUCGUAACAAGGGGCCUUCCUAGUUAACUAGAUACUUGAACAAGGGGCUUAAGGGUUCCCUCCUUCUCACGCUCGUGCUCGUAAGAUGGCUAGUCGAAUUCUCCAGCUUAACGGGGAUUUUCGGCCUCUUAGGAAGAAGUGGCUCACCAAAUUUAUACAAGGCCAUCCACGCAUCAGAUCUGUUAUUAGAAGGCCUAUUAAGGCAGCCCGUAUCAAUAGCACGCAUCCAGAUCUGAUCCGUAAGUUUUAUCAGUUAUUUCAAGAGGUGGUUCGGCAAUAUAACAUCUAGCUAUGUAAUACAUAGAAUAUAGAUGAACAUGGCAUUGCCCUCGGAGUCUGUGUCAAUUCAACAGUCAUCGGAGAUGCCUUACAACGCCGUGCGUACCGGUGGAUUUAUUCGACCCCUCGUGAUUUUCAAGGGAGCAGCGCCACAGAGCACUUGGUUUCCAGUCAAUACACCUGAUUAUCAUCUACAUUGGUUACAAACCAUAUUUAAGCUAGAAACUCGGCCUAAUACUGGUACCUGGCGUCUACUUAUACUAGAUGGCCAUGGCAGCCAUACAGCGAUUGAUUUCCUCUGGUUUUGUAAGCAAAACCAGAUAUAUCUAUUGUUUCUACCAGCUCAUGCUUCUCACGUCCUACAACCCUUGGAUUUAGCUUUAGCUUCGCUAGAUGAUGCCUCACCUGUUAAAAAGCAACGCUUUUUAACCUGCUAUAAUUUAGCUCGCCUAAAUUCAUCACAAGUACCAGCCUCAAAACCACGAGCUAAAACACCACCACUACAACCAAUUAAUCUAGCUGUUUUUACUACACUAAAAAGUUUACCGGCUCAAAUUGAGGCCCUAUCAAUCAAGAAACGCAAGAAGGUGCCAGUCAACCCAAAUACCAAGUUUGUAAACAUAGAAGUUAUUAUGAAGGCUCGUAAGGCUGCUCAAUUGCUUGAGGCUUAAGCAGCUGCGAGAGCGAUUGUUUUUGAUGCCGAACAGGCCUCGAAUGACCUUCUAAACCAGAGCUACGAGGCAUGCCUUGUUGAAUUUCAAUUAUAACUACGUAUCGUUGUAUAAAUUGAUCAGAAUAAGCGGUAUACAGCUGCGCAGCUGCGCAGCUUCUGGGGGUGCGCAGCUUCGAGGUACUCCAGCUUA
Messenger RNA from Aureobasidium subglaciale EXF-2481, 1167 nucleotides. RefSeq lists its product as uncharacterized. Bases 343 to 975 code for a protein of 210 amino acids. The transcript has 6 exons. NCBI's taxonomy places the organism in Eukaryota, Fungi, Ascomycota, Dothideomycetes, Dothideales, Saccotheciaceae. The record is from RefSeq and is a predicted model, not a curated record. Gene Ontology annotation, molecular function: nucleic acid binding.